AUGAAUGUAGUAAAAGAAGAAUCUAUAAGUAUAGUAGAAAAACAACAGGAAAGUUCAUUAAAUGAUUUAUCGGCUACGUUAAUUCCAACAACAACUCCGUUUUCCUCGAAUACAAAAACAACAGUGACGACGUCGACAUCGAAUCCUAAUAAUAAAGAUACCAUUGAAACUGAACAUGAUGAUGUUUUAAUUCGAGUAGGAGAACAACCUGAUUUAAAAAAGUUUCGAGCAAAUUCAAAAUUAUUAAGGACAGUUGAUUGGAAAAUAUUAGAAGGAGAAGAUUUUCUUGGAGUAUGGUUAGCAGCAGAUGAAUUUAUGUUGGAUGAUUUAGAGAGACAAGUUCGAGAAUUAUUUGAAAAGAAAUCAGAAAUGUUAAAGAAGAAUUUUAUGACAAUUGUGAGAUUAGUAUAUCAAAAUGAAACAUUGGAAAGAUUUCGACCAAAUUGUGUAGAUAUUAUUAAUACGACAACAUGGUUUCAGGAUAGUUCUAACUUUGGUACGUUAGAAGAAUCAAUUUUUCAAAGUUUAUUAACUGAGGAAGAAAACUAUGUUCAUGAUGGAAUUAUGUGGAAUUUAUUGAUUUUAUGGGCGAGUUCAUCAAAAAAGCCAAUAUUAAAUUCAAGUAACGUGAUGGAAUGGACGGAUGAAACAUUUGAAUUACUUAAGAGUAGGAUGGAUCAUUUUGUACAUUUUAUAAGAUUUUCAUUAAUUUCACGUAAUGAUUAUUAUGAUUAUGUUUUACCUUAUAAACGUAUUUUACCAGCAGAUACAACAACCAAUGCGGCAUUACAAUAUUAUCUUUAUUGUUUGGAUGAGGGAGGAAAUCCAAAGCUUGAUGUUUUACGUCCACAUGUUAUAUUGAAUGAUUCAAAAAUUGUCAAUCAUACUCAUGUUGCUAUGAUUGGAAGGUGGAUUGACAUUGGAAGAGAGAAAGAAAUUUAUAUACCUGAUUCUUCUUCGACGAACAAUAAUGGAUAUCAUGCUAUAAGUACUGAUGAAAAUUCAAGUUUAAACGAAGAACAAGAAAAUUCUUCUUCCAACGCGACGAUAGCAUCGUCGACUGAAGCGACAAAGAAUUCAAAUUCACGUAAUGAAGAAAAAGGAUCAACGAAACUUUCAUGGAAACAACCUUCUUCAUUGAGAAAAUUGUGGACUUUACGUAAAGGAAGGAGACCUGUUUACCAUCCCGAUUCUUCUUUGACUCCUUCAACGACUACAACAGUCAAGAAAGGAAAUAGUAACGAUAAAAUACAAACACCUUCAAUAGUUGUAACUACAAUGAGUCAUUCCCGAAUCAUUUUAGGAGGAUAUUACCCAAUAAAUACAGAAUCAAGUUACCCAAUGGAGGUAUUUUCAGGUAGCUCGGAAGCUUUUAUAUUUUCAUUUGGUGAAGGAGAUAAUCCUGAAGAUGAUGCCAUAUUGAGUAGAGUAUUAAAAGAAUAUUCGCAUAAAGCUAUUUGUAGAACUAUUUAUGGACCUGGGUUUGGUGAAAAUGAUUUAGGUAUUAGCUUAUCUGGCAAUAGUCAUCCUAAAAUAGGCGUUUGUAAUAAAAAAUUUUAUGAAAAAAAAAUUAUCGAACCAAAUACUUUUACUUUUGAUGAGAUUGAAGUAUUUAAAGUUACUAGAGAAGCCAUCUAA
Messenger RNA from Funneliformis caledonium, 1638 nucleotides. The record is from the annotation of a GenBank genome assembly. Lineage: Eukaryota; Fungi; Glomeromycota; Glomeromycetes; Glomerales; Glomeraceae.